Molecule: messenger RNA, 309 nt
Organism: Echinostoma caproni
Lineage: Eukaryota; Metazoa; Platyhelminthes; Trematoda; Plagiorchiida; Echinostomatidae
Source: the annotation of a GenBank genome assembly
CAAGAUGAUCAUGAGGAUGAUGAUGAUGAUGAUGAUGAUGAUGAUGACGAUGAUGAUGAUGAUGAUGAUGAUGAUGAUGACGAUGAUGAUGAUGAUGCUGAUGAUCUUUGGGGAGAUGAUGUUGAUGAUUCUCAUGAAUAUGAUAAUGAUGAAGAUGAUGCCCAUGAUGAUAAUCAAGAUGACUAUGAUGAUGAUGAUGAUGAUGAUGAUGAUGAUGAUGAUGAUGAUGAUGAUGAUGAUAAUGUGAUGAUGAUGAUGAUGAUGAUGAUGAUGAUGAUGAUGAUGAUGAUGAUAAUGAAGAUGAUUUGA